This is a messenger RNA of Zeugodacus cucurbitae (melon fly), 968 nucleotides long. RefSeq lists its product as uncharacterized. NCBI's taxonomy places the organism in Eukaryota, Metazoa, Arthropoda, Insecta, Diptera, Tephritidae. The record is from RefSeq and is a predicted model, not a curated record. Bases 146 to 826 code for a protein of 226 amino acids. The transcript has 2 exons.
AAACUUUUAGUACAAAUCGAAAGCUAAGUGGAGUAACAUCAUACAAAUGAUUGUUAAGAAUAUAUAGGUAAUAAAACUAUAUUCAAUUUGAGUGCUGUGGAAUAAUAAAACAUAAUAUCUCACGAAGAACAAGAGACUGCCUAAAAUGGGUAGAAUUUCUGGUUGUUUACUAUGCACGUUGGUGCUGAUCGCGAGCGCUAUCAACUACAGCAACACCGCUCCAGCUCCCGCUCAUGAGGGCAUGUUUAAAUUCGAAACUGAAAUUGAAAGAACCAUGUUUGAAUUCUUCGUAAAUCUCUUCAAAUACUUGCACGCUUCUUUGGAUAAGAGUAGAGAGUUGCUAGAGCAAGUGUUGAAAGAUGAAGUUAUUGUGCAGAAGAACGAUUUGGAAAAGAGUAAAGAAUUGCUAAUGGAUUACAUAGUGGAGGCUAAAGAGCGCGUUAAGCCACUACCAGCCGAUAUUUCCACAGUGGAUGGUUUCCUGUAUAUUGUCACACAGAUACACACGCUCAACACCUUCGAAGACAUUGUGCAACGCUACAAUACCACCAGUUUGCCGAAACCCACCGAUGAGGAUAUACUCAUUGAGGCGGCGCUGAAGCGCAAUGGCUUGGACGCCUUGAUAAGUGAGCUGAAGAAUAAUAAAAUGGUCUUUUUCGACGAAUUCUUGCGCAAAAUGGGAAUUUAUGUGAAAAAUCUGUCGGAGGAGGAUAGAAUUAAGAAUAACAAAGUGGUGGAAUGGUACCAGAAAUAUACCGAUUCCACCGAUGAGCAGAAAGCCAACGAUGUCUUCACGCAUUUUGCGCAAAUGUUUGCGCGUUUUUGAAAAUUGAAAAAUGUGUGUUUCACAAAAAUUUCCACAAUUUGAAAUGAAGUAGAAAAUAGUUUGCGCCAUGAAAAAUAAUUAGUUUUUUGCCAAUCACCAAAGCGGUUAUAAUCAAUAAAUGAAUCAUAUUUGUAGAUAAGAA